AUCCAUUUAAAGCAUCCGCUCAGACCAAAACAUCAGGCAUCUCAAUUCACUCAAUUCCCUUCACUUCCUUCAAUUGACAGUGAAAACAAGAUGAGUAUGUCAAACAGCCUGCAAUACAUCUUUGGUGGCCCCAAGGCUUGGGACAGUGGCCUAUGGACAGCCUCAGACGAUCGCGUCCGCGGCGGCUCCAGUAUCUCACACCUCUACACUCACUCCACACAAGCCAAGUUCUACGGUCAUCUUGACACCAAGACCCUGGGCGGCGCUGGCUUUGCUUCCCAGCGUACAGUCGGUGAUCUGGCCCUCGAUCUCUCCUGCACAGAGGGCAUCAAGCUCUCCCUCGGCUGGGACAGCUCGGAUCAGACCUUUACGCUCAACGUCAAGGACACCAUCCCCGGAAAGAGGGAGGAUGGCCGAGAUGAGGCUGGUGUGAGCUGGGAGUAUGACUUCAAGGCGCCGGAGAAUGGAGGUGAGAUUUUCAUGAAGUGGGAUGAGUUCAAGGCGACCUAUCGUGGGAGGGAGGUUGAGGAUCCUGAGCCGUUGAAGUUGAAUGAUAUCAAGAGGAUAUCUCUCAUGGCGCGAAGCUUCUUUGAUAAGCAGGAUGGAGACUUCAAGUUAUAUGUUAACUGGAUUGCUGCUGUCAAGAAGGAUGAUAACGACAGCGAUGACGAUGGUGAUCUCAAGAAGCACGCUCUUGAGCAGCGAUCUGAACCUCGUCCUCUAUGGAAGAGGCUGUUCUGUGGCUUUUUGUAAUUGUACUAGAUACCUUCACGUUUUGUGUGUCACUUACCAUGGUAUGAAUUUGAAUACACAAAAGCAUUGUAUUGGGACUAGGGUUCUCUCUACCCCCUUAGCUUGUUUAUCUCUACCAAUAUUGGCAAUUCAUUCCUCAUGGCACUUUUUGUGUUCUGACUUGAUAGAAACAUGCAACUAUGAGAAUCUGGCUGCAUUUCUCGAUGGAAUCUUUGUAUACAAAAUUUGAAGCAAAUCCCAAGUACUUUAAAGGCCUAUUGGCAUAGG
Molecule: messenger RNA, 1020 nt
Organism: Fusarium verticillioides 7600
Lineage: Eukaryota; Fungi; Ascomycota; Sordariomycetes; Hypocreales; Nectriaceae
Exons: 3
Coding region: 91-753 (220 amino acids)
Biological process (GO): NADH dehydrogenase complex assembly
Source: RefSeq, a predicted model, not a curated record